GAUUGCACAGGGGAAGUAACUUUUUUGUUUACGUUGAAAAGAGCGCGUAUCGUCUGAACUGAAUUUGAAUGACUGAAAUGCUUUGAUGGUCACCUAAUGUUAGAAUGGAAUAUUUGGUACUAUAUACACAUCAGAAAACUAAAAAAGCUAAGACUUGGCAUGAUGGAGUUCUGUCAGUGACCACUGCCAACAAGGCUGUUCUAUACGAUGAUAAGAAGACCAAGUUAGAUUCUAUGUACAUUAAACCUGAGGCUAUAGUAAAGGGAGAACAACUAGAGAGUGACAGAUAUUUUAUACUGAUAGAGGAGGAGAAAACAACAGUACAAACUAUUGUGGAACCAGUAAAACCUGUUACCUGUCCUGUCAGGGUACCAGUAAGGGCUGGUCUGAAGAGAAAAAGAACAGGGUUUGUUCCUCCCAGACUUGUAAAACAACCAGAAAAUGAAGGGAACCAACUGGUACCCCAAGAACCUAGUUCUGGUGAAACUUAUUUGGAACUUCUAAGGAAGAAAAGAGCAAGCUUUCAAAAUGGAUCAGCAAACAAUCAAGAUAAAUAUUGUUUCAAUUCAGCACCACAUAACACAGAAACACCUUUAUUUCAAGCACCAUCAAGACAGCAAUCAUUCUCAGAAAACUUUAAUUCUAUACCAAAAAUUUCAGAGCAAACAUUAGAUUGCAAAAUCUUGUCUGAUGAAAAUUCUUCUCCUCAAAGUAAUCAGUUUACACCAUGGUCAUCAUACGGAAAUAAACUUAAAUCCCUCCAUAGUCCAGGAAAGUCAUUCCUUAGUCCUGGAAAGUACCUCAAUAGUCCAGGAACAAAGCAACAGAUUUGCUCCAAAACAAAUGAGGAAAAAUUUAGAAAAGAGUUGUCUCCUUCUAUGGAUGACAAUGAAAAAUGCUCACAAUCUCCUGACCAUAAAAAUGUUUGUUUGCCAACAAAAAAUAUAAUAUCAGAAAAUACAAACUUCAUACAAAAUGAUAUUAGGGGUAGUACUGAUAUAAACAAAUGCAAGAUGUCAGCAAGUGGAGGAACAAAGUCAUGUGAUGAAACUACGUUAGAGGAGCAAAAUUCUAAAAGAUCGAUGACACAAAUAAUGGCAUUGCUUGGAAAGAAUAAGUCUUUACCUUCAACUUUGUCACAUGAUAUGGAAAUUAACAAUGGAAAUAACAGAUCUACUAUAUCAAAUUUGUCACAUGUAAUGGAACCAAACAAAGAGAAAGUGGAAUAUUCCAACUCAAAUAGCAUGAAAAUUCAGAGUAAUAACAUGUACAUUGAAGAAAAUACAGUUAUUAGUGACAUCAUUCAUCAGAAACAUAAUAAAAAUGAGAAAGAAGGAUUGGAAUUUAAUCAUUCAGAAAUUACAAUAAGUAAAAUGUCACCUAAUUAUAAUGAACAAGUAUCUAUAGAAGAUCAGGACAACACACUGAAUGAUUCUGUCAGAUCAAGUCAGGAAUGGAGUUCUAUAAAAAUAGAGUUAUCUCCACUUACACCUAAUGUUAUUUUAGAAAAUCAAGAGAGAACAGAAAAAGAAAUAGGAUUUGGGUUGAAAGAUGAAAUUGAUCUAAAUAAUAUGGACUUUUCCACUUGUGCUAAACAAGUGGCACAAGAUGGCUGUAAGACGGGGAAUUUAUCAAAUAAUAGUUCUGAGGUAUUGUCCUCAUUCCAUGAAAGCUCUGAAGUUCCACUUUAUAAUAAGCUACCAUCUAAAACUACAUUGCAAGGUUGUAAUAAAACAAAGUCAAGUCAAGGUGAACAAGACAAAAGAAAUGAUAUUUUACAUGGUAGUUCUGAACUUGAUAAGAAUGAUCUUUUUACAAUGGAGGAUGAACAUAUGUCGGAUGAAAAUGAUGAUCUUGCUGUGAGCUUUGAUAUUAAUUUCUCUCCCCUUUCUUAUGUGUCUGAUUCUGACUCUAUGAUUGAUACUGCUGGGGGACAGUCAACUGUAGGUAAUACAACAGACUUGUCUCAGCCAGAAACUGCAGUGGUAUUUGACGAUGGUAAAUAUUCUAAACUGGAAAAUAAUAGUACAAAUUUUUGUAAAGUUAACAACCUCAAUGAAAUUAUUAUGAAAGAACAGUUUAUUGGUAAAAUGGAUGAAACUUUAAGUAACUUAACGAAAAACAUCUUUGAUGAUUCUUAUAAAAAUAGUAAUCCUACUGAAAGCAGAGAAAACACAAACAUGAUUCCAAAUGGGUGUUGUCCUAAAUAUACUGAAAACACAGACAUAAACAUUGAUGACCAACCAAAAUUUCAUUUAGUAUCAGCAGUGACCAAUAAUAUACACCAUGACAAUACUGAUAUACAGGAAUUUUCCAAAUCAGUUGAGGAUAAUUCAUCUUUGCAUCACAGUGUUGAUUCAGAUAUGAAGCAGGAAGAAAAUAAAUGUGCCACAAUAAAUGAGGAUGAAGCAAAAAGUAGCAUAAACAUUACAAAAGUGGAGGAUAAUUCUGAACUAUCACCUACGGAACAGGAUCUAUCUAAAAGUGUAAAUGAGAAAGAUCCUGUCAACAAUGAAAUUACAUGUAAACAGAACAUUCAAACAGAUACCUUCUCCCAGGAAGAGGAUUUCAAAAGUAUGAGUGAUUGUGACAUUCUGACAGAAAAUAGUGAAACAACAGAAAAAUACAUUCAAGAUCAGUCUUCUUCAGUUUAUCCAUCUAAUAUUCCAAAUGAAGUCAGUCUUUCUCAGAAUGAUCUCAGUGUACAAUCUUUUGGAGAACAAACCAAUGGUUCUGUUGGGAAGGAAAGUCAAAGGAUAAAUUGUAAUUCUGCUAAAGAUUUACAGACAGACAAAGAAUGUGAAUUUGGACAAAAAGAUACACCAUUAGACAGACACUUUCCUGUUAAAUCUUUAAAUGAUUUGAAUUUUUCUCCUGAUUCAUUUCAUUUAUCAGAUGAAAGUAUACGUACAAGUCAGAAUACAUGUACACAAAAAAGUUUUAUCAGAGAUUCUGCAUUAUAUUUAUCACAAAAUAUCAGUGAAAGGAAUUCAUUUCCGGAAAAUCAGCCGUAUCAAGAAAAGAUUACUGAAAAUAAGAAUAACUUUAACCAUUCCAAUGAUAAUAUAAAUCUUGCAACAAAAAAUUGUCAACAGAUUUGUGGGAAAAUUAAUUUGACUUCAGAAUCUGCAAGCAGUUUAAAAUCAUCAGAUAAUGUUGGGACUUUUCAACAACAGAAUCUAUAUGUACAGGACAAUAUAUACAUGUUAAAUGAUACAUGGGAAUCAGUAGAUCAGAACAGAAGUGUACAGGAGUGUAGUGAAAAAGAAUAUUACAUCACUGAUAAUAUCUCACAAACAAGUGACAAGGGAGAUAAUUUGUCAAAAAGUAGUACACUUGUCACAGCUUUAACAGACAGUCAGUGCCAGUCAGACAAUUAUAAUAAUGAAUCAGAAUUUGGGAGUCAGUUUGAAAAUAAAAACCAAUUAAAUCAUUCAAGGGACUGGAGAAAACAAGGAAAAUAUGAGAUGUUGGGGAGUGAGAACUUAGAAAGGGGAGAUAACUCACAAACCUGUAGGAAUAACUUUGUAAGGGAAAAUUUCACUUCAGAAUCGAAAAACUUUAUGAAUGAAGAAUACACUCCAGAUUAUAGUAAGAACUCUAUAAAUGAUGAUUAUAUGGAAAGCUCUGCAAGAGGACAUUACUUUGCGGACUGCAACUUUAAAAGGAAAGAUUUCUCCUUAGAAGAAACUUUUUCCAGAAAUAAAAUGAACAAGAUGGAACCUUUAGUUCAAGGUCAAAGUGACAAUACCUUACAACAUCCAGAUGAUAUUUUUGCCAAGAAAAACCAAAUGAUGAUAAGACCAAACCAUGAAGGUAGUGAAGAUGUACCUGUAAAUUGUCAGAUCCAGAAUCAAAGUGACUUGAGAUGUACUGCCUCAGAGAAACUAGAGAGUUAUACAAUGAAAGGGAGUGUAACAAGUGGUGCAGUCAGAAGGAAAGAAAAUCAAGGUGAGUAUACACAUAAACCCCUCCCCCUUCUGUCCUGGUAUCCUACCCCUGACUGGGAGACACAGGAGAGUUAUACAAUGAAAGGGAGUGUAACAAGUGGUGCAGUCAGAAGGAAAGAAAAUCAAGGUAAAUAUACACAUAAACCCCUCCCCCUUGUGUCCUGGUAUCCCCCCCCUGACUGGGAGACACAGGAGAGUUAUACAAUGAAAGGGAGUGUAACAAGUGGUGCAGUCAGAAGGAAAGAAAAUCAAGGUGAGUAUACACAUAAACCCCUCCCCCUUGUGUCCUGGUAUCCUACCCCUGACUGGGAGACACAGGAGAGUUAUACAAUGAGAGGGAGUGUAACAAGUGGUGCAGUCAGAAGGAAAGAAAAUCAAGACUGGGAGACACAGGAGAGUUAUACAAUGAAAGGGAGUGUAACAAGUGGUGCAGUCAGAAGGAAAGACAAUCAAGGUGAGUAUACACAUUAA
This is a messenger RNA of Mytilus trossulus (common blue mussel), 4421 nucleotides long. RefSeq lists its product as uncharacterized. The record is from RefSeq and is a predicted model, not a curated record. Lineage: Eukaryota; Metazoa; Mollusca; Bivalvia; Mytilida; Mytilidae. The coding region runs from base 105 to 4421 and encodes 1438 amino acids. The transcript has 8 exons.